AUGGAAUUGGAGAUCUACCCCGCGUCUCCCACCGACGCGCGCGAACUCACAAAAGUCUUCUAUGGCAGCUUCCAUAGUGAUUUGGACACAGCCAUGUUCCCAAACACGCCGGAUGUGACGGAAUGGUGGGAAAAAUAUUUCACCACGAGUAUCACGCGCUCAAUUGCAGGCGAGACCCACGAUGUAUUCCUCAAGGUGACGGAGGGGUCGGAGGAUGGCGGGAUUGUCGCAUUCGCGAAAUGGAAGCUUCCCGUGCCCGCUGCAGAUCGGCGUCGGAACGAGGAACAGAUUGUUUGGCCUCCGAGUAGUGAUAAGGACCUUUGCGAUCGGUUUUUCAAUGAUCUGGAUAUGCUGGGUGUUCACGAUUCCUACCAGGGCAAGGGACUGGGUUCGAAGCUCCUCAAGUGGGGUCUUACGCGCGCUGAUGCUGAGGGCUUGGAGGUUUAUCUGUCUGCAUCUCCAGCAGGGAAACCGUUGUAUGAGAAGAAUGGGUUCCGGGUGGUUGAUACCUUCUCUCCAUUCCCCGACUACGUGCAGGUGGCGAUGUUACGCUCCCCAAAUAAACAAUAG
This is a messenger RNA of Penicillium mononematosum, 570 nucleotides long. RefSeq lists its product as uncharacterized. Bases 1 to 570 code for a protein of 189 amino acids. Lineage: Eukaryota; Fungi; Ascomycota; Eurotiomycetes; Eurotiales; Aspergillaceae. The transcript has 2 exons. The record is from RefSeq and is a predicted model, not a curated record. Gene Ontology annotation, molecular function: acyltransferase activity, transferring groups other than amino-acyl groups.